Molecule: messenger RNA, 546 nt
Organism: Brassicogethes aeneus
Lineage: Eukaryota; Metazoa; Arthropoda; Insecta; Coleoptera; Nitidulidae
Source: the annotation of a GenBank genome assembly
AUGGUGCGUAAACUUAAAUUUCAUGAGCAAAAAUUACUCAAGAAAGUAGAUUUUAUAUCAUGGGAAGUGGAUAAUAAUUUACAUGAAGUAAAAGUAUUGAAAAAGUAUUAUAUUCAAAAAAGAGAAGAUUACACAAAAUACAACAAAUUGGCCAGAAAUAUUAGAGAAGUAGCAAGAAAAAUCAAAGAAGUUGAUCCAAAACAUCCAUUUAGAACAGAAAGUAGUGCACAAUUAUUGGAGAAAUUAUAUCUAAUGGGUUUGAUUGCAACAAGAUGGGAUCUAAGUCUAGCAGAAAAAGUUACUGCAUCUUGUUUUUGUAGAAGAAGGUUACCAGUUGUGAUGGUUAGAAAUAAAAUGUCAGAGUCAAUAAAGGGUGCAGUAAAAUUGAUUGAACAAGGGCAUGUGAGAAUAGGACCAGAGUUGGUAAAAGAUCCUGCAUUAUUAGUUACAAGAACUCUAGAAGACUUUGUUACUUGGGUAGAUAGCUCAAAAAUUAAACAACAUGUUUUGGAAUAUAACGGAAUGAGAGAUGACUUUGUGAUGUGA